Messenger RNA from Microthlaspi erraticum, 1347 nucleotides. NCBI's taxonomy places the organism in Eukaryota, Viridiplantae, Streptophyta, Magnoliopsida, Brassicales, Brassicaceae. The record is from the annotation of a GenBank genome assembly.
AUGGCAGCUGCAGCGCCUCCACCGCCUCCAACAGCAGCACCAGAGCCAAACAUGGUGCCGGAGACUUCCCCGAUCGGCCACCCAGUCUUCUCCCGCAUCCGCCUCGCGACUCCUUCCGAUGUCCCUUUCAUCCACAAGCUAAUCCACCAGAUGGCCGUCUUCGAGCGCCUCACCCACCUCUUCUCCGCCACCGAGUCCGGUCUCGCCUCCACUCUCUUCAACGCUCGCCCAUUCCAAUCCUUCACCGUCUUCCUCCUCGAAGUCUCCCGCUCUCCGUUCCCCAACGUCGUCGCGUCUCCCGAUUUCACCCCUUUUGUCAAAACGCACAACCUCGAUCUCCCGAUCGAUGACCCGGAGUGCUACAAUUUCUCGCCGGAUAUGUUAAACGACGUCGUGGUGGCCGGAUUCGUCCUCUUCUUCCCGAAUUACUCGAGCUUUCUGUCGAAGCCUGGUUUCUACAUCGAGGACAUCUUCGUGAGAGAGCCUUACAGGAGGAAAGGGUUUGGGAGUAUGCUGUUGACGGCGGUGGCGAAGCAGGCCGUGAAGAUGGAUUACGGGAGAGUUGAGUGGGUCGUGCUUGAUUGGAAUGUGAAUGCGAUGAAGUUUUAUGAGCAGAUGGGUGCUCAGAUUUUGCAGGAGUGGAGAGUUUGUAGGCUCACUGGUGAUGCUCUUCUCGCUUUCGAUAAGAGGAAACCACACAAUACACUCUUUUCAACGUCUAGAAGGACAUUGCUCGGCUUAAAGGUCGCAAUGAGCGUAGCAUAUAAAAGUCAUUGUGGCGGCGUGAGACCUGGCAGGGGAGGAAACCUAAAGCCAGGGAAGCCAGGGAAGCCAGGGAAACUGGGAAUUGAUCCCGGAGGGGAUGACUGUGAUGGCAAUGGAAACGGGAACCUAAAUUGCGGAAAGCCAGGGAAGACGGGAGUCAAUCCUGGAGGUGAUGACUGUGACGGUAAUGGAAACGGGAACCUAAACUGUGGAAAGCCAGGGAAGCCGGGAUUCGAUCCCGGAGGGGAUGACUGUGACGGUAAUGGAAACGGGAAACUAAAGCCAGGGAGGCCAGGGGAACUGGGCAUGGAUCUCGGUGGCGAUGACUGUGAUGGAAAUGGAAAGGGAAAUGGUAACAUAAAGCCAGGGAUACCGGGAAUGGAUCCUGACUGUGGUGGCAUAUCAGCUUUUAUUUCAACAGUCGGCUUCAGAUCGUUGAGAGAGCGAGCUGCGGUUGUUUCGAACGUGAGUUGGAAGAUCAAGAUUAUGGUUAGGGCUAAAGUGGUGGUGGUGACUGGAGAAGCCAUGUUUGUUUAUGUGCUUUUUUUGCUUGUGUCUUGCAAUAGCAGAUGUUUAGUGUGA